AUGCCAUAUUCAGAAGGAUUCCGCUACUGCCUUACGUGUAUCGAUAGAUUUACUCGAUGGCCGGAAGUGAUACCUUUGGAGAACCAAGAAGCAGAGACUGUCGCCCGAGCAUUUUAUACACAUUGGAUUUCAAGAUUUGGUACACCUCUUAUUAUAACGACUGAUCAAGGGAGACAAUUCGAAUCAAACCUUUUCAAGUAUCUAGGAUAUUUGACUGGUACAAAUCACCUUAGGACUACGGCCUACCACCCUUCAGCAAACGGUAUGGUAGAACGAAGCCAUCGACAGCUUAAGGCCGCUAUCAAAUGUCACCAGAACAAACGGUGGACUGAAAUACUCCCAACAGUCUUAUUAGGCAUACGAGCAGCUUGGCGCGAGGAUCUGAAGUCCACAUCCGCAGAACUUGUAUUCGGAGAACCACUUCGUCUACCUGGUGAAUUUCUCUCAACAAGAUCAGAUGACGCUAAGUUUGAGAACGCAGCGGAGUUCAUCAAGGAUCUUCGACACCAGAUUCGCCAGAUACAACCGGUAAAUGGAACCUGCCACGGAGAAAAGAAAAAUUUCAUAUUUAAGGACCUCGCCACCUCCAAACAAGUGUUUAUUCGUCAUGAUGGACCGAAAAACUGUCUACAAAUGCCGUACGACGGCCCAUACCCAGUUGUAAGUCGCAAUCGGAAAACCUUCUGCAUUGACGUGAAAGGGAAAAAGAUAACAGUGACUAUUGAUAGACUAAAACCAGCCUACAUAAUUGCUGAUGACAUACACGAGGAGGUUAGCUCCAGAAACAUGAAACAUGCCACACCCGAAUCUAUCGCAAAUAAGGAACCAAAAACAGAAGAACCGACACCAGAAACAAAAGACAGGAAAACGCGUUCCGGUAGAAGAGUCCAUUUCCCCGAACGUCUUCAAAUAAGUUCCUGCUGA
Molecule: messenger RNA, 924 nt
Organism: Aphis gossypii (cotton aphid)
Lineage: Eukaryota; Metazoa; Arthropoda; Insecta; Hemiptera; Aphididae
Exons: 1
Coding region: 1-924 (307 amino acids)
Biological process (GO): DNA integration
Molecular function (GO): nucleic acid binding
Source: RefSeq, a predicted model, not a curated record